Molecule: messenger RNA, 6513 nt
Organism: Talaromyces amestolkiae
Lineage: Eukaryota; Fungi; Ascomycota; Eurotiomycetes; Eurotiales; Trichocomaceae
Exons: 8
Coding region: 1-6513 (2170 amino acids)
Molecular function (GO): protein binding
Source: RefSeq, a predicted model, not a curated record
AUGCUUGGUCUAUCCCACUUGGGAGAUGUCGAGACCAAUGUCGAUCAAAAGCCCAUCGGGCACAUUCGAGCUCUAGAAUGGCCUCAGUCGUUUUCGAACACCGACCUGUCCACUGGGGACGACGAAAUCUCCGUACAAGAGCAUCAGUCUGUCAGCCAUGUCAGUCUCAGCUCGAUGGAUCAUCAUUCUGUCACACAUGAGCCUGAGGAGAACUGCGAUUAUGAUCACUCUAUUGCAGAUAUCGGCCAGUCAGGUCUGGCACGAGAUCUAACCAUCCCUGGCGAGAUAUACGGUCAGCCUUUCAUCAAUGGCAGGCCUUUGGAAACUGACUCCAAGGACCUGGUUUCAUCAUCUCGAAGUGUGACCAUCCCUGGACAAACUUGUGGUCAGCCUAUCAUCAAGCAUAGGCCUUUGAGAACCGAUCCCAAGGGCCGGCUUCCUUCUGCUCGAGAUGGGGCAAGGGAUCAAGUAGCCACGGCUGGUCCAAAGGACUCCGGUACUGGAGGUCGUCUGCACUCUUAUCCUCCACUUGUGCCAUAUAAUCCUCAGUCACGUUCUCCUCGCAGGGGUUUUUCCAGUGGAACCGCGACACAUUCGACGGGGGGACGUUUCGUGACGUGGCCCACAAGUGACAUUUUGUCGAGCCAAAUGGGUCUUGACGCUCAUAUUAGCCGCGCACGAAGCCGAUUGACCAGUUAUGUUUCUAGUAAUACUGAGUUAUCCAUUGAUGGCUCACCAAAGGCUUUGACACAUGCUAUUGAUCGUGUGCGUCUACGAAUGCUACCUCACCAAGGCAGUCCACUCGAUCGUAUUUUGCAUCGAGCAGACGCAUUAGAAGAUGCUCUCACGACACUUUUCCGCUCUCUGCAGGCGUCUCACGAGUUUCUUGAUGAAUAUCCGCUGUUGAUUCGAUCGUGUAUCAAGUAUCUUGUGCAGCUAGCGGCUAAGAAUGUUUCGAGUAUACUUGAAAAGGCAUUCGAAGCAUUCAAUGAAGUUACUGAGAUAAUUACGGCUAUGGGAAGACCCAAAGAUGCUCAGUCGCCUGAACUUGAUAAACAGCUCUUUGAGUUCCUCAUUGCCUUUAUGGAUAUGAUUGUUUCCAUUUUUCAGCAUAUCCACAUCACAGGCAAAAGCUCCAAUGGUUGGGCUUCUGGUCUUGAGACCUUGGAUCUGGCUGAGUUUGUGGCGACUCUAAAGAAGAUCUAUGAUCACUUCUGCCACGAGCUGUGGGAUAUCAUUAUAAGAAGCCAUCCCAGCAAGGGUAUCAGCCUGGAUAUGAUUCGCCGCUGGCUUUUUGACCAAGAGGAUCAGUCACGAUCCCGUUACCCUAGAGGAACCCGAGUCCUAUACUUCAGUUUUGGUAAGAACACAUCUCAACUGGCCUAUCGCCUAGAGUCUCAGUUUUCACGCCGCAAAUCCUCACUAAGCUUUGUCAAAAGUCUGAUCCUGCAACUUUUGGACCAAAACAACGCAAAUUUUGAGAUGUUUUCUGCAAUUUGCGAUGUGUAUGUCGAUAUUGAACAGAAGCAUAUCCCCGAUGCAGAAGGUCGUCUCUGGUUGUUUUUGAUCGAGUGGGCUACGGCCACUACUCGCGCCAAGUUGGGCGCUGGAACUUUGAUCGUCGUGGACAACCUGGAUAAGGUUAAUGGCGGAAAGACUACAGCUCUGCAAAUCUAUGACAGGUUAUAUGCCUUUGUCUCUAAACACCAUGGCUUCCGCGCAGUUGUUCUAUCUCGCCCUAUUUUUGGACCUGGGGAUAGCGCUUAUGAAGGCUGUUGGAAGAUACCUGAACCAUUUCCCUCCGAGGAUAUACGGCACUACAUAGAUAUACGUCUGCGUCAGUCCUCUCGCCUGGAAUUUCUCGCUUCGGCUGAGAUGGAUGAAGUUGUUCGCCGAGCUCUAGACGUCCGCAUAGAGUCAAUUCAAACGGCAAACCUGGCUAUCACGUUCAUCGAAUUGCAAGGGACAUACCCCAGCAUUCUCACUGCCCUUCUCACAAUGCCUGGCACGCGCCGCGGCCUCAUUGACUAUUUAAUCAUGCGAAUUGAUUUCGCCAGCCCAGUCGCGAAGAGCCUCAUUUCAUGGCUCGCUGUUGCAGAAGAUAACCUGUCCAUAUCUGAGUUGCAACGCCUCCUGGAUCCCGCGGUUGCAUCAUUACUUGCAAGCGCAGAUGCCUCUAGGAAGCUGCGUGAACCAUGUGCUUUUCUCGUUGACAUACGAUUUGGAAGCAUUGCCUUCAUCGACAAAGAGGUCAAAGGCCGCAUCUUGCAUUUGGCACAGCAAUCACGAAUUAGAAUCACUCACUCCCAGGCUAACCAUCUGGUCCUUGUUCGCUGCUUGGAAUAUAUGAAGAACAAGCUACAGGUUCAUGAAACUUCCACGCCAAGUCUCAAUGGUCCGGGUUCAAAACGCGAUAUUAAAUCCAGCAGCCGAGCCUUGAAUGAUCCUGUUCUGGAUUACUGUAUUCAGUUCUAUAUUCAACAUUAUAUUUCCGGAUAUGAGGGUUUCAUGGGGGCUGACUGGAAGUCAGUGUAUCCAGAUACUCCUCAGCUAGCACAAUGGGAAUUUGCCUACUGGGCAGAUCAACCAGAUAUUGAAAUCAGGGAAACCUGGCACAGGCGGGCACUUGAAUUCCGCAAAGCGAUUCUGGGUGAAAAUUCUCAAGCUGUCAUUCAAUCCUUGAUCAACUUGGCAAAAUUGUCUCUGUCAACUACGCAUUCGUUCGACGCGAUGGUGUACCUAUGCGAAGCCUGGAAGAUCUCCGUCUCGGUCAUGGGAAGCCAGGCAGCCGUGUGCAAAGACCUCGCACAGACUAUUGCGGACAUUGUGAGCCGUGAGUCUAGCGUGGAAUCGUCGUUUGAUGAUAUUCCCAAUCUGGAAGAAAUUCUUGAAUAUCUCUGGAAAUUUGAGCAAAAGAAUUACGACACUAUAAAUGAUUCACCCAUGGUCCAUGUUCAGUUUCUGGUUGGGCUCUAUGAACAUCGCCGCAAAUUCCACGAUGCAUGCCGACUGCUGCAAGAUCUUUACCAUCAAGCGGCCACUCUAUUUGGAAGGUUUGAUCCACGGACUAUUGACCACGUCGAGAGGCUUAUUAGAAUACUGAAGGAAAUGGGCCGAGAUAACGAGAUCCUCGUAAUGUGCGAAGAUUUGUUUGGAGAGGCUGAGCAUACUCUGAAGCAGUGGGAUCAACGACGUCUCAAAAUUCUCUUCCAUAUGAUCGCGUGUUAUCUACGCCAAGGCCACACAGCUCGUGCCCAAGACAGGCUGUCCAAGAUAUGGAGGACUCUCUAUGAAUUGGCGGCAGAAAUUCACACUCUGGAUGUACACAUUGCUCUUGUUCUGGUGACACUUGAGCGAAUCCAACUUUUCAGGUAUCAUCCGUCUAAGAUGCAACAAAAAGAGACUUCAAGUCUAGUCUCUCAGGUAUGGUUGGUUUUGGGGGAGUCCUCCUUGUCUUUCAAUGAUGAGCUUUUAGGAACCCUUCUGGGCAUGAGCGAGUACUGUGUCAAUGUUGACGUUUACGAGCCUGUGCUACCAAUUCUUCUGCAUCUCCAAUCUGCGUUCCACGAUCGCAUCACCACUUCUCCUCAUGAUGCGAUUCGAGUUGCAAUAGCGCUCUCCAGAUGUUACCGCUAUGAUCCUGUAUGCAAAGGACGUAGUGAGUUUGAUCCGAAUGCUCUUCAAGAGCUACUUCAAUUGCUUCUUGGAUCAAUUCACCUAGACGAGAGCUAUGCGGAUCUGGCGGAAGAGCUGGUCUAUAUAUACAUCUCGGAGAAACAGUGGGCGGAAGCGAUCCAGGUGUGCACUCUUGUAUUGACCCGCCUUUGGCCAGCAAUUCUUGAGCCAGUGGACACUUUGAUCCUCAGCUUGUCAUUUCCUAAGGAGUACCAAGCUGUGGUCAUUCGCAUGGUACUGCUUUACGGUCGGGUGAAGCUGCUUCAAAGUGAGAAUGACUAUCAAACGUCACUUCUGUUACAAUAUAUCUUCGCUCUAUUCAGAAAAGAUCUUCCGCUGCACCACAUCGCGCUAUAUGAGGCUGCAUGCGUGCUAUCCGACUGCUUGCGCCGACUCGACCGCAUGUCCGAGGCAAUGGAGAAGUGGAAGGAGCUUUAUGAAAAGUGCUCGCAUCAGCUUGGUCCAUUUCACGAACAAUGUCUUCGCAUCACCGAAUAUGUGCUCGGCAUCUACCGGGAGACUGGGUAUAACGUAUCUAUCGGCUCUAUUGACGUGUUGACUAUUAUUCUCCGAAGCUUUCCUUCGAGAUCUGACUGGUGUCGAUCAAUUGUCUUCGAAGUCAUUGCCACUCUACUGUCGCAGUAUGAGAGCCAAGGCAGAUUGGAUGAGAUGUUGAACCUAUAUGAUCAGAUGUGGCAGGCGAUUUUUCGCUACAACCGCACACACGCUCAUCCCGUCUCUGACACUAGAAUCUUUGAGAUUUAUCAAAAAUUCUUCUCUGCUCUCAAGGAAAAAGGAGACUGGGACCGGGCUAUUCAACUGACGUAUGAGCUGCAAAAGCUCUUGCGCAUAAAUGGUGAUCUGAGCGCACUAUUGUGCCUUCGUGCCGACUUUGAGCUCGCCGAGCUUCUAGAGCGUGAUGAUCACAAGUACAAGCAAGUGAUCCCUCUUUACGAGGCCAUCUGUGAAACGGAAAUUUCCGAGUUUGAUGAAGAGGAGCGCGAAGAAGUUCGCUAUCUCAUCCAAACUGCCACAGAACGUCUCGCUAAGCUUUAUAUGAGUCAUGCAGACCUGGCAGCCAAAGCCGAGGCAAUGCUCGUCAAGUACUGGAGAAAAUCUGUUAUUAUCCACGGCAGUUCCGAUCUUCACACCCUCCAGUGUUUUCACCGACUCAUCGAAUUCCGUCGCCACCAAACUGAGGGAGGGACACCCAUUCAUACCUGGAUUCGGGAGUAUGUGAUGGACUUGUUGGCGGAGGAACGUGAUGGGCAAUGUCUCUUCGAACGUGCGGGAUCCGUCGCAAAGCUCUACAGGAAGACGCAAAAGGUCAGUUUUGGGCUCCGCUUCAUGCAGGAACUGCGUGGCGAGAUUGUCAGCCUGAGCACAAGCAAUCCAUCGCAGCCCACCCCAACGAGCGUAAAUCUUCUCGAUCAUCGCUGCCUGAUUUUCAUUGAUGCCGUUGAUAUAAUGCUUUCAGAAAGAAAAAGAAGUCCGCCAUUGCUGGAAGACCUUCUCCGGGAUGUAUUCGCUGAGACAGCGCUUUAUGAAGCUUGGGGUCGUGCCAAACGCGGCUCCUAUCCUCUUAAACUGAUUUUCGGCGCUGCUUCACGGCUGUUCCACUUUUUGAAGAGCCAUGGACGUGAUCAGGAGGGAGAUGCAGUACUUGAGGAUCUCUGGAGCAUCUUUCAAGCCACUUCCGGCGAUCUGCCUGCGGCAGGUAUUGUCCGUCUUCAAGUGGAGAUUUGCAUACGCUGCAUGGAUCGCCGACAAACAUCAGCCACGCUCGUGGAGGCGCUGGUCCGAAUCUGCACGGAGCUCUUCAGUAUCAGAUCUUGCUCUGGAGGAUUGGUGGUUCUGGAAUGGGCGGCAGAGUAUCUAAGCAACCCGACAUGGGCCAAGCCAUCUCAGGCCCUUCAGCUGGCUCUGCGUCUCGCACAGAGCAUCAAUAGACUCUCUUUCCUCGAUUUAGAUCGUAUCUACGUUGAUAAAGCGAAAGCUCUAGUUUCAGAUAUCCUGUCGAAGCUCAUUCGACACGUUGACGCCGGGGAGUUGGUCUUGAGCGAAAUUUCAGUUCAAGAGGUCAACCUGGUCAUUCAGUUGCUCGGCCACGGUGCCAGCGUACUUAAAGCACUCAAGGAGAUAUUCGCCUCGCUGUGGCACUCCCGGCAUACUCUCGGAUGGGCUACCAAAUCCACUGUAUCUAUCGGUCUACGCCUGUGUGAAGUCCGGUUCGCACUUGACGAGCAAAAAGAGGCCUUGCAGCUGCUUCAAGAUAUCUGCUACAAUAUCCGUGACGUUUACGGUCCGAGAAACUCGCUAACGAUAGAAUGCGAUAAUCUGCACGCCCGUCUUCUCGCUACUAAUGGGCAGUACGACUUGGCUCUCACUAUUGAAGGCAACAUUUUCAAGGAUGUGCUCACUUACAUCCGGAAUACCCCGUCAGUUGCUCAGUCAGACCUCGAGCAUCUGAACUCCGUCUUGGACGAUCAAAGAAGUCUUUUCAGAGCAACACUUGGACUGAAAGGAGGCUGGGAGGCGGGCGAGCUUGAAAAAUACAGCGAGAUCCAUGACGACCUCUUGGGCAAGCUCCCCGGAAUAGAUCAGUUCGAUAUUCCUUCCGAUGGGGCAAGAGCUGCUUGCUGCUGGUCGACCCCAACAGAAUGGACUAUUGCUGAGGAUGGUCCAAUUGAUGGACCUAAUGACGAUCUGUUUGAUUCGGCUUUUUAUGAGGACGAGAGUUCAGUGGAGCAGCAUGGGCCUAUGGAGAUUGUGUUGAGAGCGCAGCCGUGCAGAUUCGCAUCCCGCCCAGAGGAGGAGGGAGAGAGUAUCUUGGACUGA